AUGACAGCCCCAGCCGACCUCGAAAAGUCGAAGAAUGACGACAACUUCCUCCACAACUGCGAUUUCGUCAACUUCGGUCUCGGCGGCAAUGACCAGAACCCUUGGAUCCACUACUCGUGCCCCUUGAACAAACCACCCUACAUGCAAUGUUCCCGUCUGGAACUCAACGACUGCAUCAUCAACGAUCACGGAGUCCUGCGUGGACAAGAAAAGGGAGGGUUCGCAAAAAGCUGCAAGGACUGCGUCUACCUUCACGAGAUUGGCAACCUCGUCUGCCAGUGCGCAUUUGGAAACCCAACCCAGUUCCGCGAGACCCAUAGAUACCUUGACCAGGAUGUGUGGCUCUCUGGCAGUAAGCUAGCGAGCCGAGGGGUCGUCAUGCACUUAAACGAGGGCUGCGAGGGCUCCACACAAUGCGGCUACAAAAAUCUGAUCGCGCCUCUUUCUCUCCCUCAAUCUUCCACUUUCAUCCUCACGCUUUCUCCUUUCCUGCCUACUGCGGCACCUCAAAAGCAACCCCCCGAGCACAUAUCGAGAAAGGCGCUGUUUGGUCCGCUUGAAAAAGCAGCCAUGGGCGCGGUUCAUCUCUACCUCAUUCGCCACGGCGAAUCCGUCGAUAAUGUCGCGAACCUCUACGCGCUCUUUGUGGGCGUGGCGCGUGUUUGCAGUGCUGGGUCUCGCGACGCACCUUUGACGAACCAUGGCGUCUUGCAAGCCAAGCGCCUGGGUGAACAUCUCGCGACGCGAACCGCUGCGGCCUCGGCCCCCAUCACGCAUGUCUUUUCGUCGAAUCUUCAAAGAGCCCACCGCACUGCGAUGCUAGCAGCCCACACUGGCGAUGCCGAUGCCCAGGCAUCGUCUAGUACCGACGCUGGGUCCAUACCCUCAACGGUUGGGGUGGCCCCGCUGCAGUUAGCAGAGCUGCGGGAGAAACACUUUGGAACAGGCGAGGGUCAGAGGUUCGGCGCCCGGUCGUCUAGAGAGAGACACGAAGGCGCCGAAGACCACGACUCGAUGCGCGUGCGUGCGGAGCGGUUCGUUGACGAGUACCUCGCUCCCCUCUUCGCUUGCGUCGAAGGAGAGCGAGAUGAAGAGCAACAGGGUGCCAGCAACGGUACGGAGAGCAUCAUCAUUGUUGCCCAUGGCAUCAUCCUGGGCGUGCUGGCGAGGGUUCUCCUUGCCGCUGGCAACUUUGGAUCUUUGGCAACCGGCACGUCGGACCAGCAACAGCGGUUCUCGUGGAGCAACACCGGUUAUCUCUUGUUUCACAUCAAGUCGAUGCCGGCAGUUGAUGCGAAAGAGUCUGCUGGUCUGCGAAGCGGUACGCAGGAACCCAGAUGGCCCCAUCUGAAGCUUGAAAUUGUGGAAGUCAACUGCACUGAACACCUUCGCGGGUUGAAAAAGACGCGCGGAGGGAUUGGCAGCGCAAAAUUUGACGAGAAGCAGAAGACGCUCAGCGCGUUCUUCAAACCGACUGCAUCCAAACGGAAGCACGAGGACAGUUGA
Molecule: messenger RNA, 1506 nt
Organism: Colletotrichum tamarilloi
Lineage: Eukaryota; Fungi; Ascomycota; Sordariomycetes; Glomerellales; Glomerellaceae
Product: phosphoglycerate mutase
Exons: 5
Coding region: 1-1506 (501 amino acids)
Biological process (GO): negative regulation of glycolytic process; regulation of pentose-phosphate shunt
Cellular component (GO): cytosol
Molecular function (GO): fructose-2,6-bisphosphate 2-phosphatase activity
Source: RefSeq, a predicted model, not a curated record